This is a messenger RNA of Mauremys mutica (yellowpond turtle), 1314 nucleotides long. Its product is annotated as zona pellucida sperm-binding protein 4-like. The record is from RefSeq and is a predicted model, not a curated record. Gene Ontology annotation, cellular component: egg coat. Gene Ontology annotation, biological process: binding of sperm to zona pellucida; prevention of polyspermy. The transcript has 10 exons. NCBI's taxonomy places the organism in Eukaryota, Metazoa, Chordata, Testudines, Geoemydidae. Bases 322 to 1314 code for a protein of 330 amino acids. Gene Ontology annotation, molecular function: acrosin binding; structural constituent of egg coat.
GAAGAAUAGUAUGGCUGGGGUCUGUGGUGGAGGUAGCUUCCUGUGGGAGUGGUGUGCUUCUGGUUGCUGUAUUGCCCCUUUGCCCUGGGGGAUCUUAGGGGGCUGGUCUGUGGCCAGAGAAGCCUGCAGUUCAUGCUGCCUCCUGGCCAGGCUGGGGCAGGUUCACUGGCACUGACUGCUUGGGAUACGGUUGGGAGGCUGCAUGCUCUGUAGAAUGACUCCAGCUGUGGGGUCUGGGUCUCCUGGGCUGCAGAUGGCUCCAGGACAGUUGGUGCCUCCUAUGCCAGCUGUUUUGUCUCUGAAUGGGAUGGUGGUUACCUGAUGGUGGUUGGCAUUGAGGGGAUGGCUGCUGGUGAGGAAAAGGUUCUCAGGUGUCCCAGGAGCCUGCCAGCCCUGGAUGCUCCAAGCCCCAGUGUCUGCGCUGCCAUCCAGAGCCAGGACAGGCUGCCCUGUGCCUCCCCACCCAUCACCCAGGGAGAAUGUGAAGAACAAGGCUGUUGCUACAACCCCAGUGAUAGGGUGAAGCCUUGUUACUAUGGCAAUACAGUGACAGUGCAGUGCACUCCAGACGGCCAGUUCUCCCUCGCAGUCUCUCGGGCUGUGACUCUGCCUCCCCUGAUCCUGGACUCGGUGCAUCUGGCCAGUGGGCGCGGAGCUGGCUGUGUCCCUGUGGGGCAGAACAACGCCUUUAUCCUGUUCCGGUUCCCACUCUCUGCCUGUGGUACCACUUUCCAGAUGGCUGGAGACCAGGGUGUUUAUGAGAAUGAGCUGGUGGCAUCCAGGGAUGUGAGAACCUGGAGUCUAGGCUCCAUCACCCGGGACAGCACUUUCAGGUGCCCAUACACAGGAGAUAACUACCGCACCCAGCUGGUGCCUAUAGGAGCCGCCUCGGGACUGCCGUUCCCAUCUCACCACCAGUGCUUCAUCGUCAGCACCUUCACCUUCAUGGAGUCUGCCUCCCAGUGGGCACUCACAGGCCCAGUGUACCUGCACUGCAGCGCCUCAGUGUGCCGGCCCUCCAGGCUAGAGCCCUGCACCCUCUCCUGCCCUGCUGUAGCCCGGGGCAGGAGGAGCUCUGAGCAGCACCUUCAGGAUGGGCUUUCCCACGUCACCAGCCAGGGGCCUGUGCUUCUCCUCCAGGCCAGGCUGAAGAGGGAAGUGUUUCCAGAACUUGGGUCACCAAGGAGCACUGGAGCAGCCUGGAUCUUGGCCUUAGCUGGGGUGAUGCUGAUGGGGACGUUGUGUGUGACGCUCAUGGCAGUCAUGUGGGGGAGAUGGAGAAAUGCAGCCUGUGAGAUCAGUAUGAUACAAUAA